Messenger RNA from Pantherophis guttatus, 2156 nucleotides. RefSeq names its product platelet-activating factor receptor-like. Gene Ontology annotation, biological process: positive regulation of Rho protein signal transduction; phospholipase C-activating G protein-coupled receptor signaling pathway. The record is from RefSeq and is a predicted model, not a curated record. Gene Ontology annotation, molecular function: G protein-coupled receptor activity. NCBI's taxonomy places the organism in Eukaryota, Metazoa, Chordata, Lepidosauria, Squamata, Colubridae. Gene Ontology annotation, cellular component: plasma membrane.
CAGCUGUUGCGCUUGGGAAGCUGAGCUUCCUGGGGCUGCUUUGAGGCUCCUUGGAGGCUUCCCUUUGUUGCUGAGUCCCACUGCUUUCCGCCACCCAUCUUUGAAUACACUGGCAUAACAGUGGCCGUUUUCUGUUUUGGUAGCUGAUCUCUCUGCUCGCUCCUGCUUCGGCUUCUAUUUCAGGUUGCUCAGUCCUGCUUUUCUUCCAAGGCAAAAGAAUAUCCGGCCCCCCCAGCUGGUGCGAAAAAUGACUCAAGUCAUGACAAAUAACCGCAGACAUUCAUAAUUGCCGCAGCAGAGAGACUAACAUUUUGAGGGGGUUGUGUGAUAUCUCACAUAGUUACUGGCAGAAGCCCUUUCUGAAAACGAGAAAACAAGAACUGAGCGAAGAUGGACUGUAGUUGCUAGGUUGACAAGCCUGUCUGGACUUGAUGUGCUGCAUCCCCCCUCCCAGUGGAAGAGAACAGAAGAUAAAAGAAGAGGUCUUGGGAUGAACAACUCCACCUUUGUGGGGCUGGCGGAUGUCCAGUGUCAGCUCAACGAUCCUCUGCAGUUUGUCAUAGUGCCAGCCACGUAUUGCCUGGUGUUAUGCGUGGGAUUGCCCGGCAACGUGGCAGCCUUGCUUGUUUUCCUUCAGAGUGGACGAGUCAGGAAAGCUAUCCGCAUCUACCUCCUCAACCUCACCUUGGCCGAUAUCUUCUUCAACCUCACCCUGCCCUUCUGGAUCACCUACUACCUAGCUAAAGGACACUGGAGUCUGCCAGAAGUCUUCUGCCGCUUGGCUGGAGCCAUCUACUAUCUGUCCACCUACAGUGCCAUGGCCUUCAUGACUUUGAUCAGCCUGAACCGAUACUGUACGGUGGCAAAGGUAGAACUGGUUCUGAACCGGCCCCAGGGGGCACUGAUCAGCUGUGUGAUGGCCUGGAUUUUGUGCCUACUUUGUGCCGUUCCUUCAUUGACUAAGCAACAAACACACCAGGGAGAGUCCACCAGCUUGAAAUGCUUUGAACAGCACUCAGGCCAGACGACCUAUGCCUACGCUAUGGUGGUCAUCUUCACUCUGUCUUUCUUAAUUGUGCUGGGGACCUACUUGUCUAUCAUGAGGACAUUGUCCACUGCAGCUGGCACAUGUCAAGGUGGCCACCGGCGCAGAGCACGUGCCAUGGUGCUGGGCAUGCUCUUAGUGUUUGUGGUCUGUGUGGCACCUUACCACCUCUCCUUGGUUCCUUGGGUCACCGACCAAAUGUCGGGUUUAGCCUGUAGUCCUCCAUCGUUCUUGGAUAACCUUCACAUGUUGAGUGUGGCUCUUCUCAGCCUGAACAGUUGCAUUGACCCUCUGAUCUAUUGCUUCUCCAUCAAGCGCUUCAGGACUGAUUUAUGGACAAUGGUGCGAAAGACCGCCAGCUGCCGUCCCGUCUCUUCUUCUCUGCCUCCACCUCUGCCAACACCAUCAGAAAACCGAGUUCCACCCAACCUCAGGUCUUCUUCCUUAACCUCUUUAUAAUUGGGAGCAGGCCACAUCCAUCCAACCAGAUGGAAUUACCUCAAGGUUUAUUUUGCACGUUCUGGACUCAGGACUUUUAAUUGGCAGAUGCCUACCAACAGAAAGAUCUCUUGAUAGGCUUCUACUUUAACGCACCAAGUUUUCUUGGCAACCUUUUUUGGACCAGCUUGCCAGUAACUUCUUCCUAUAGCUGAAGAGUGACUAGCCCAAAGUCAUCCAUCUGCCUUCUGUGCAUAAGGCAAGAUUAGUACUCACUGUCUCCCCUUCAAUUAACCAUUAGACCAAAUUGGUUUUCAGGUCAAUCUCAUUCUCUGGUUCAAACGAAGAGCUACAUUCCAGAAAGAUAAUAAAAAGCAGAGCCCAGGGAUUUGUGAGACUUGUGGAUGGAAACCCGGAAGACAUAUAUCAUUUGGACGAAGCGUUUUAAGAGUGAAAAAGUUACACAUUUGGGAUGAGAAACGUUCUCUCUGGAUAUUGAUGGGAAGUGUUGUCAGUGCUGAGAACAAGUUAACAAAGAAGGUUAUCUGUAAGUUGAAUUUAUGGAUCUGCAGUGAAAAAGGCAAAGGAGUUUUACUUUGUCUUGCGGAUUUUACUCUGCUAAUUGUUGCAGACUAUAAGGGAUGGUGCCAGUGGUGAAAUCCAAUUUUUUUUA